Molecule: messenger RNA, 1227 nt
Organism: Mauremys mutica (yellowpond turtle)
Lineage: Eukaryota; Metazoa; Chordata; Testudines; Geoemydidae
Product: mucin-5AC-like
Exons: 2
Coding region: 1-1227 (408 amino acids)
Source: RefSeq, a predicted model, not a curated record
AUGACUAGCAGCACUAGAAGCGAGGAGACAACCACGCUUCCUCUUCCGACAGCUUCAGAACCUGAGAGCACAGCUACAACCACCUCAACUUUUCCGGAGACCUCCACAACUCCUGUAGAAACCCCAACCCCAACAGAGAGGACAACAAGAACUAGUACCACUGGAGCUGAAGUGACAACCACACUUUCCCUCCCUGAAACUUCACAACCUGAAAGCACAACUGCAGCCACCUCAACUGCUCCAGAAACAACCACAGUUCUGCAAGAGACCACUUCCCCAGCUGAGACUACACCAAUAAUUAGUACUUCUACAGUAGAAGGGACAAGCACCCUUCCUCUUCUUAACACUUCACAAUCUGAAACCACUCCUGCAGCCACCUCUACCAUAGGAAUAACCUCCACCUCUCCUCUAGAGACGACUUCUGCACCUCCAACUACAGCAAUGACUAGUAGCAGUAGAAGUGAAGAGACAACCACGCUUCCCCUUCUUACAACUUCAGAACCUGAGAGCACAGCUACAGCCACCUCAACUUUUCCGGAGACCUCCACAACUCCUGUAGAAACCACAACCCCAACAGAGAGGACAACAAGAACUAGUACCACUGGAGCUGAAGUGACAACCACACUUUCCCUUCCUUCAACUUCACAACCUGAAAGCACAACUGCAGCCACCUCAACUGCUCCAGAAACAACCACAGUUCUGCAAGACACCACUUCCCCAGCUGAGACUACACCAAUAAUUAGUACUUCUACAGUAGAAGGGACAAGCACCCUUUCCCUACUUAGCACUUCACAAUCUGAAACCACUCCUGCAAACACCUCUACCAUAGCAAUAACCUCCACCUCUUCUCUAGAGACGACUUCUGCACCUCAAACUACAGCAAUGACUAGUAGCAGUAGAAGUGAAGAGACAACCACGCUUCCCCUUCUUACAACUUCAGAACCUGAGAGCACAGCUACAGCCACCUCAACUUUUCUGGAGACCUCCACAACUCCUGUAGAAACCACAACCCCAACAGAGAGGACAACAAGAACUAGUACCACUGGAGCUGAAGUGACAACCACACUUUCCCUUCCUUCAACUUCACAACCUGAAAGCACAACUGCAGCCACCUCAACUGCUCCAGAAACAACCACAGUUCUGCAAGACACCACUUCCCCAGCUCAGACUACACCAAUAAUUAGUACUUCUACAAAACAACUUCUGCACCUCAAACUACAGCAAUGA